GUUUUAAUUGUACUUACUCGAAAUAAAGUCAUUAAAUAGUUUUAUUUUGUGAUAUUGUCUUGAUUAGUGUUGGCAAUUGUUCAAUGCGGCUAUAAUGUUCAGGAUGACGACGGUGUUACAACAGACCAAAGAUGCUUUACGGAAAACUCUUAAACAGAAGCUGGCCAACAUGACAGAAGAACAACGUACCUUACAGUCUCAGGAAAUAGCCAGAAAGGUUCUGUCUCUGCCAGAGUAUGCCGGCGGCCGUCGGGUGUGCCUGUAUCUACACAUGAAGGAGGAAGUGCAAACUGUCGCCAUAUUGAGAGAUGCCCUCGCUACCGGCCGCGAGUGCUUCAUACCGCAAUACAUAGGGCCGAAGAUGAAGAUGGUAAAACUCGAGUCCUGGGAGGAUUAUCAACAGCUACCGGAGACCAAGUGGAAAAUCAAACAGCCUGCCGACGACGACAUUAGGCCCGACGCCUUGGAAACAGGCGGUCUCGAUAUCAUCCUGGUUCCCGGUCUCGGCUUUUCACAGACGGGAGAACGGCUGGGGCGUGGCAAGGGUUAUUAUGACACCUACCUGCAAUCCUGCCAACUGAGUGGUUCCCGGCCGUACACCGUGGGACUCGCCUACAGGGAACAAGUCUGUGAUGAUAUACCUACAUCCGAUCAUGACAUGAAAAUUGACAUUGUGAUAUCCCCUGAUAGAUGAAUUGUUUUCUUAUUUAUUAGUUAAUGACUGUCCAAAGUUUUAUCAAAAUAUUUAACAGAAUCAUAUCGCUUCAUCAAGACUGUGAUUUUGGUUGAGCAUUUACAUCCGUGCGGUGCUAAACUAAGUGUUCUUGACAUGUGUAUAUAGGUCUGUCGCAAUAAAUUGCUCAAAAUCAUAAA
Molecule: messenger RNA, 873 nt
Organism: Mya arenaria
Lineage: Eukaryota; Metazoa; Mollusca; Bivalvia; Myida; Myidae
Product: 5-formyltetrahydrofolate cyclo-ligase-like
Exons: 5
Coding region: 95-694 (199 amino acids)
Biological process (GO): folic acid-containing compound biosynthetic process; tetrahydrofolate interconversion
Cellular component (GO): mitochondrion
Molecular function (GO): 5-formyltetrahydrofolate cyclo-ligase activity
Source: RefSeq, a predicted model, not a curated record